AAAAGUCCUUUCCUAAUGUUGAAAGCUGAAUAAUUAGAACCACAGGAGACCAUGUACAUCGUUAAAUUAUCACAGAUGCUGCCUGACAUCUGGUAUUUUGAGCAAGAGGAAAAUGGCUGUUCCUUCCAAACGUGAAAACAUGCAUCAUCCCUGAAGACUGAAUCCUCCACCCUUCCUGUACUGCAAUGGAAGAAUCAAUGAAGUCCUUGCCCGUGACUGACUUGCAGGCCGCAAAUCAGUUUGUGGCCUGGGACAAGAUGACCGAUGUAGAGAAGGACUGUCCUGUGGUGCCAGCCUUCAUAGAUGACAACUUGUUAAAGCAAUUUGCCAGGCAAGGUUACUGGGCGAAGAGCCACUCACUGAGAGGCAAAGUCUAUGAGCAAAUCAUCAAAGCUGUCCCUUGUAGGACUGUGACUCCAGAUGCUGAGGUGUACAAAGAUAUUGUGGAGAAAAUCACUGGGAAAAGAAACACUUCCACAUUAUCGCUGCCAGAAUUUGUGGAUGGCAGUACUAUCCCAAGCUAUUGCCUGAACGUGGAUGGAAUUGGUGCAGUUAGAAAGAUCGUGGUGUGUAUUUCCAGCCAGUUUCCAGAUAUCUCUUUCUGUCCUGUGCUUCCAGCAAUUGUGGCGCUGCUCCUGCACUAUAGUGCAGACGAAGCAGACUGCUUCGAAAAGGUAUGCCGUCUCCUGGCCUGCAAUGACCGCACAAAACAUUUCUUUGACCAAACCUUUUUGGCGUACGAGUCCUCCUGCAUGACUUUCGGAGACCUAGUCAAUAAAUACUGCCAGGGUGCUCACAAGCUGAUUGUGAGUGCUUCAGAGGACGUACUAGAGGUUUACUCUGAUUGGCUGCGAUGGAUAUUUGGAGACCUACCCUUUAACUAUGCAGCCCGUGUGUUGGAUAUCUUCUUUGUUGAAGGGUGUAAGGUCCUGUACAGGGUAGCACUGGCCCUCCUCAAGUUCUUCCACAAAUUCAGAACCAAACAGCCUGGGAAAUCUGCCAACGUUCGAGCUGACAUUCAGAACUUUGUCCAGGGGAUCAAUGAGCACAUCUCAGUUGAGAAGCUGUUGGAGAAGGCAUUUUCCAUCCGUCUGUUCUCCAGGAAAGAGCUCCGUUUGCUCAAAGAUGCCAAUGAGAAAGCACUGAAAAAAAAAGGCAUCACUGUAAAUCAAAAGAGACAUAAUAUCCAUCUAGCUGUCAAUGUUGAAAAUUUCAAAUCUAAUAUUGUCAGUGCAAAGGAGAUGAGAGAGAUUUGGUCAUGGAUCCCAGAACGAUUUGCACUUUGCCAGCCAACAUUGAUUUUCACUACUGUGGACCAUGGUUAUAGUUUGAACAGAUUUUAUGCUCAUUGUGAGGGGUAUGAACCAACCAUCAUUCUCAUUAAAACAUCAGAGGCUGAGGUCUGUGGAGCCUACCUUUCAACAGACUGGAGAGAAAGAAGACGACAAGGAAACAAAUUGAGCUAUUUUGGCACAGGAGAAUGCUUUGUGUUCAAGCUGCAGCCUGAAAUGGUGCGAUAUGAAUGGGUUAUCAUUAAACAUCCAGAGCUGGAAGCAGCUAAAGGUGCCUCGGACACAUUUGCAGACUCACCACAGCAGUCUGGUGUUCUGGAUGCAGAACCCCCUGAGGAGCUGGGUUUACUUGCUUCCUCUGAAGACCCCUCGGACAGAUUAUCACCCUUUCUUGCCACUCGUCACUUCAACCUAACCACCAAAGCAACAUCUAUGUUCAUGGCUGGAAAUGCAGACUCCAUUAUAGUUGGUGGUGGUGGCCGCCCUGCAUUGUACAUCGAUGGGAACCUGAACCACGGCACAACUGGACACUCCAGUACCUUUGACAACCUUCCUCUGUGCUCAGAAACUUUCCAGAUCAGUACGCUGGAAGUGUGGGGCUUCCAGGACAACGUGUCCAAUUGAAGACAUCUUUGGGUUGUAUCCUGUCUCAAGGAAUCUCUUCAAUCAUAUCAUCCUUUUAUUUGUGCAGGGUCUGCCUAUUGAGCUGGAUUCCUGCUCAGAUGUUUCUGCUAGUGCAGUAUUAUUUUUACCUCAGACUCCAUUGAGUCAGAAGUAGGGGAAUGAAAGUCUUCGGUGAGGAGGUAGAACCCAGAUCUGCUAUGAUAGUACUCAAAAAGAAAAAAAAACUGCAGAUGCUGGAAAUCUAAAUUAAAAACAAAGUGUUGGAGAUCUCAGCCAGCUUUCUGAGGAGACAGAAACAGUUAAUGAUGAAAGGUUAUUGAUCUUUCCAUAGAUGCUGUUUGAUUGCUGACUAUCUCAGUGCUUUGUUUUUAUUUCAUCUAUGAUAAUACCAUCUGUAUGUUUUUGAUUUAAUACCAAUUCCACUUAUCAUGAACCUAUCUGUAGCAAAGGUUUCAACCUUGUGGAUCGAGAAUUGGUCACUCUGUAAGGAUGUUAUACACCGUUCUAUGAAUUAACUCUAUGUUUCACCUGUGGUAUGAGAACAGGCCAGAAGUUUGUCCUCAGUCAUAUGCACCUGAUGUGAGCGCAUAUGCUCAUUGUACUCAACGACUUUUGACUUCAGUGGAACUGAAUUUCAGAUGUACAGUUUAGUGAGCAAAACUACUCCUGUGCUUAGGACAAAUUUCUAAUCCCUACUGUCUUUCUAACACUUGUUAUUUAAAUAUUUGUUUAUUAAGUUCCAAUGGGGAAUUACAUUCCUAUGUGCACAUUAUCAGAUUAUAACACAUGCUGUGCACUGAUGAUGUGGGAGACUGUUUAAGUGCAGUCUGGGUCACAAUGAGCAACAAUCUGCUGGAAGAACUCAGCAGAUCAAGCAGCAUCUGUGGGAGGAGAGGAAUUAUUGACGUUUCGGGUCGAAACCCUGCAUCAGGACUUCCUUUCCUCCUACAGAUGCUGCUCAACCUGCAGAGUUCUUCUAGCAGAUUUUGUUGCUCCAGAUUCCAGCGUCUGCAGUCUCAUGUGUCUCCUGGGUCACAAUGAGGUUGGAACAAUGACACUGCUUGUGGAGAGCUGACUGCCGGACAAAACAGGUUCAUUUAAAGAAGAGUUUGUUUGUUAAUCUAAUUUGGCCAAAACUAUGCACAGCUUUUUGUAUAUCGUUUCAGUAUUGUUUUAAAUUGCACUUUUCAAGCUAAAUGCAGUUGGCAGAACAAUUCUUCUUAAGUGCACUAUUUUAGUUUAGGUGUAGUCUCUUUAAUGAGGCCAGAAGUUUGCCAGACGUAUUUGCAUGCUGCAGGUUAAACCCAUUCAUCCUCUACAUCAAUUAAUGCCCUCAGCUAACCAGAUAGAUGUGGAGAUUCUGUCUCAAGGAGCAGCUACUCUUAUAUAUCAGCAGAGAGGGCACAGCCCAAUUGAAUUUGCUUUUCCACUUUAAAGCCCAAUUUUAACAGCUAUUGCUAGCAUGCUGGGGAUUGCUUCAUCAAUGCUGGCUUCAGAGCAGUUGACACCUUUGACAUGAUUGGCAUCACUGACUCAGGGAAUCUAACACUGCAUAUCAUGGUUUUAAAAAUGUUAAAUAUCCAGUGGAAUUGCAGAAGUGUGCACAACUAACAACUUUUUUUCCACAGUAUUCUAUAUAAUUUUUAAAAUUUGGAAUGGCAAUCCUCAGUGUUAUUACCAGACUCUUGGAAGCAGCUGCUCGUUUGUUUACAUAAAGUGGAUGUAACGUCUCCUAUAUGUUGUCUACCUACCCUCUCAUAUCAUGACUAGAAGGUUGAGAUUCGUUCAGAAACUUGCUACUCCCCAGACAUGUGCAGUAAACUGUAAACUUCACCUUUGACCAGGUUAAAAAAAUCCUUCAACACAAAUCUUCAGAAUAUAGAGUUAACCUUUUGACCAAUGUACAUUAAGGAGAUGGUUGUAGGUUUAACUUUUUUUUGAAGGUGCCCCAUUUCAGAGAGGUGUUUAUGUGUGUAAAUUUUUUUUCUGUUAGCAGUUGAAGAAUUCCAAUACUCCCACCAACUAUGAUAAAAGAAUUGAAAUGUCACUUUAACACCUUAAUCUCAAAACUACUGGCCAUUACUAAAAAUUGUGCAUGUGGAAAAUGGUCACAUCCACUAUUUUAAUGGAAGGGUUAUCCCACUUACAAUAAAUAGAGUAAAUAUUCUAAUUGAACAUUGGAUAGAUAAAGGUUCCCCAGUCAUGCUCACACAAUUACACAGAGCAUGACUUCAGAGCCACUAUUUCCAUCUCUCUUGGUCAUUUUUCCUUGAGGUGCUUCAGGGAUAUUAGCAGUUUGGGCAUCAGACUGCUACCUGACACCCACAGGGCACCAUAAUUCCUGGCAAAAGAUUGCUCAUCUUUAAAUUCAACCUUUCAGGACUGCUUGUGUAGGAAUAGAAUUUAAAAAACACAAACCUAAGUUGUCAAGAUCCAAAGUAGAGCAUUAAAGUAAACAAUGACAAACUUUAACUGGACGCUGAAUGCCGUAUGGUCAUAAAACCAAUGACAAAUGGAGACAUUAAAAUGGUGAGCUUGUACUUCAGUACAUGAACUUAUUGUAGACUAAACCACUGGACAGGUGCUACACUUAUCUAAUUUAGAUAUGGAAGAAACAGCCCUCAAAACAACCAUUGCUGCACAAGGCCACUUAAAGCUUGGGGUCAAUGUGACAGAAGCUGCUGUUUUGGUCACUGAACCAAGCUUUCCUGUUUGAAGGGCUCUUGUUACCAGUGUUUGUGGGUGAAUUGUUUCAAUUUGGACUAUAGUACAUUUACAGAGUUUUGGCUUCAUCUUUGGAAGCAAGUCUUGUAGAGCGCACCCUGAAUUAGAGUAUUUUUCUUUUGCUCGGGAAUAAUCAUAAAAUCAUUCCAAGAUCACAGUUGAGCCACACAAUUUCAGGACUCUGGGACAGUGCAAUUGCUGCCUUCCACAGGAAUGGUAUUAUUUUGGAUAAGUGCAAUAUUUUUUUCUUAAUAUCAGUGAACCAUAUCAUUGGAACCUGGCAAUGUACAGAAGCUGAAACUGCACAUUAAUGUGGGAUGUUUGUACAUAUCUGUGUCCCAGCCAUCCAUCUGGCAGCAGAAUGCCAGCAGUGGGGCUGUUCCUGCAAAAGGGGAAAAUGGGGGCAACAGUUUCACAAUCAAGCCAUUGUAAAUAUCUCUAGCGAACUGUAACCUCGUGUUUGACUUUGUGUUUGUAAUCCAUUCUGAUGCAUUACUGUUGUGAAAGUGGUCUAUGGUCAAGGUGAAUGCCCUUGGUAGAUGCCAUGUGUGAUAUUAGACCUGUAUAUUUUAUUAAGUAUUGUGUGGCACCAAUGUAUUUAAGGCCAGUGAGAAAAGGUUUAGUUGUAUAAGAGCAACUGAAAUCUUUGUUAGUUUGAAGGUGCUGUCACAUUGUAGUUCUGUUAGCACUGGGGAUGAGUGCUGUUUUAUGAUUCCGUUAUUGUUCAGCCAGUACAACCAGAACCCACCUUGCUCUAAGGUUCUGAUCUCUCUGUGCACCAAGCUCAGACUGGUUGCAUGCACCAGUUGGGUGUGAAGCAGCAAGGAAGGGAUCUUCAUUUCUGAAGCCCCUUACAUGGUGAAUGGAGCAGCAGCACUAAUCACCCUGUACCCCAAAUGAAAGGUGGAACCGCCCCAAUCAGCGAUUAUAUUACCUGCCAUCCCUGAGAACUGGAGAUGCUCACGAGUCCAACAACAAUGCAUUGUUUUUUUUUGGUCUUAAGGAAUGUGAUUAAUCCAUAUCUUCAACAAUUUAAUUAUUGCCUAAAGUUAAUGAGAAAUUUGUGAUUGUCCCAUAUAAAUAUAUCAGACGAGCUCUGUUUUCUUGCCCUUAUUUUGCUUGUUGACGUACUCAGGUCUGUAUGUGGGAGACCUUUGCUAUGAUGGAAUAACCUUGCUUCUUAGUGCUUUAAUUAUUGGUAUGGAUAUGUUGCAUAAUAUCUCAGUGGAGUGCUGUUCAGACACCGUUCCAUCCAGGCUGGUAGCAAUCUGUAAGUGUCACUGAGUUACAAGUGCUGAAACAAGAACACAUCCAACAUGUCUUUUGUUGUGACACUGUGGGUAGCAUGGAUGGGACUCCAUUUAUGAGACCUUGGUUCUGUGAAUCUGUGGGCAGUUGUGCAUUGUGUAACGCUCUGUUUGCAGGUGACUGUACCAGCUGCAGGCACAUUGAGGAGUUGUACAGACCCAGGUGAAGGCAGCAUGGACCACUCACAGCUUCAGGAGAUUGUCAGAUUUCUGUGUUGUUGCCAUGAAUGAGGAUUGUGAGAAACCCCAUCAACUCGCCUGGCCGUCAAGUACCCUGGGCCAAGUGAAAAAGGGGCAGAUGUCUGAAACUAUCUCCAUUUCAAAUGUGCUCACGUAUAAAAUGUCACCUGCUCAAAGAGGAAAGAUGUUAUCGCCAUUGUUGAAUUUGUGCAAUAAAGUGUGU
Messenger RNA from Pristis pectinata (smalltooth sawfish), 6350 nucleotides. RefSeq names its product TBC1 domain family, member 24 (gene tbc1d24). The transcript is spliced from 8 exons. Lineage: Eukaryota; Metazoa; Chordata; Chondrichthyes; Rhinopristiformes; Pristidae. The record is from RefSeq and is a predicted model, not a curated record. Bases 186 to 1916 code for a protein of 576 amino acids.